Ctenopharyngodon idella (grass carp) is the source of this 1599-nucleotide messenger RNA. Its product is annotated as zinc finger protein 184-like. Gene Ontology annotation, biological process: regulation of transcription by RNA polymerase II. The transcript is spliced from 3 exons. The record is from RefSeq and is a predicted model, not a curated record. Lineage: Eukaryota; Metazoa; Chordata; Actinopteri; Cypriniformes; Xenocyprididae. Bases 92 to 1441 code for a protein of 449 amino acids. Gene Ontology annotation, molecular function: DNA-binding transcription factor activity; RNA polymerase II cis-regulatory region sequence-specific DNA binding.
ACGCCAACAUCGUGACGCAGAACGCAGUUUCAAACGUACGUUUAAGGGUUUGGCGUAGUCUCGCGGCUUUUUUCGUUUAGUGUCAAAUUAUAUGCACGUUUUAUCAAGGUGUUGUAGUGUUUUAAGUCUGUUGGUGGAUAUGGCAGAUGGCAGAGCCUUGGACGUUUUUCAAGAGCGUGUGAAAUCUUUGUUCGGAUCGUUGCUUGAUGUCCUGCUGGUUGAAAUUACAGAAGCGUAUAGAGAGAGUUUCGCAGACAGCAUGUGCAUAAACCACUGUAAACAAUGUGCCAGUAAUCGGCUUGAGAAGAAUGACAAUAAGUCUCAGCAGGACAAUGAAGUCAGAGUGGAAUCCGAGGAGUCCCAGCCAUUAAUGAGCUUUCAAUGCAGUGACACAGUCACUCCAUUGCAGUUGACGCACAAGGAAUCUGAACAGCCAGAAGCAGCACCAAGCCAGUCAAACACCCUGAAAAAUGUCAAUCCAUAUCCAGUGCAGGUGUCAUCUCCUAAAUUAACAACACUGUUAAAACAGAAUGACAUACAGUUAGCCAUUGUAGAAGAUAAGAUGAUACAAACUAUGGUAUCCAUACAUGACUAUGAAAUGCAGACAUUUCCAGAGAUUCCCAACAUACCCGUCGGAAAGCCUGAAGAAGGGCCGCCAACUGUUGAUCAUCAGCCAGAAACAUUGGGUAUGACUGAACCAGAGCCCGAACAUGUCAUUAAACGAGAAAAUGAAGAUGUCGCUGUGACCACUGAAGAAGCAAAACUAGAAAUUGGAUGUCGAGAGAAGACGUGCCAGACCUCAGGUGAAAAUACUCAAGCUCAGCUGAAGCCUGAAGAUGGUGAGCUACAUGAACCACUAGAGUCAGUAGAUUCAUGUCUUCACUGGAAUCAGUCUUCCUUUGGGGUUUAUUUUGGCACUGAACAAAUACCUCAGAGCCAUCUUGUAAACAUGGAGUCACAGGAAAGGCUUGAACCUUCGCAGAAGCUGGACAACUGUCGACUGUCCAAUUGCUCUUUGAUGCCUCAACUCAGGGGAUGUUUAAGACCUUGCUUUGUACAACUCGAGAGGGCUAAAAUACUGCAAAGACCCAUCAGCCAGUCUACACGACUGCAUUUUUGCAGCAUCUGUAACAAAAUCUUUAUCUACAAGAGAACCCUACGGAGGCACAAACGCAUCCACACUGGCGAGAGACCCCACGGCUGCUCACUCUGCUCUAAGACCUUCAUCCUACGCAAAACCCUCCGUCAGCACAAGAAACUACAUUUCAAGAGACCGUACAGCUGCACUCAGUGUGGCAAGAGGUUCAAACACUGGAGAAAGCUACGCAUCCAUUGGCGUUCUCAUGCCGGAGAGGGUCCGUUCGUGUGUAGCCUCUGUGGGAAAUGCUGCAAGACUCUAAAGAGCCUUGACCGGCACCUGGCUUAUGUUGACCACAACUGACUAAUCGAGAGAAGAAUCAAUUGUUUUAAUAAAAACAUGUAAGAAUUUUGCCAUAAUACUCAGUGUAUUAUACUACACUGUACAGUUUUGUAUUGUCACUUGUGUGAAUAUUGUAGUCAAUCAUAAGUGAAAUAAAUGGGUUAGAUGUGUUCUUUAUC